AACAAAUCCAACUCUGCCCACAUGCAGUUGGCCAAGUUGUCGGUGAAAAUACACCCACUACUUAGAAAUAUUCUGCCGCAAUCUUCCUCGUAUCCCCUUCUACCUACCUACCUAGGUACUACGAUGGGACAAGAAUGGACUUGUGACUAUGAAAGUAACCGUGACCGAAAAUACAACCAUACCUCGACUUCUGUCACAACAAAGUGUCUAGUAUAAAUCUAUCACUUGACUUUUGACCCUUCUUUACCAGCCUGCUACGACUACUUUCGAUCUCUCCUCGCGACGGGUUCGCCGUUGUCCCCCGUACAGCAUGUCCUUCUCCUCGAUCCUAAGCUACUUUCUCGGGGGCUACUUCGCCCUCGUUAUCUCGCUAUUCAUGCUUUCAGCCGUCGUUCCCGUAGCAGGCUUUGCCGCCCGCACGUUAUCCGCCUACAUUUCGAUAGUAGUAUGCGCCACCUAUGGAGUACUUGCUUCAAUAUUCCUCCGAAUAGUCGGUCGCGAACAGAUUGCGCAGUGGACAACAGCACGUGCUUUCAAAUAUGUUAUGGCAAUUACGAUAGGCAUCACGUUCGAAGUUGACGAUCCGAAGCGACAUCUCGAUACCGUUCGACCAGCCGUGUUCAUUGGGAACCACCAGAGUGAACUAGAUGUCCUUAUGCUUGGGUGCAUAUUCCCAAAAUACUGCAGUGUAACUGCCAAGAAAGCAUUGAAAUAUGUGCCGUUCCUAGGAUGGUUCAUGGCAUUGAGCGGCACAGUCUUUAUUGAUAGGAAGAACUCGAAGGACGCAAGGCAGGCCAUGGCUGGUGCUGCUAGGGAAAUCCAGACUCGAAAACAGAGCGUAUACAUAUUCCCCGAGGGCACCCGUAGUUACGCAAAGGACCCCGGCCUUUUACCCUUCAAGAAAGGCGCUUUUCACCUUGCUGUCCAGGCUGGUGUACCUAUCAUCCCCAUAGUAGUGGCCAACUACUCGCACGUGCUCUACAUCAAGGGUCGUAUAUUUAGAUCUGGAAAGAUUCCCGUAAAAGUUCUCGACCCAAUUCCUACAACUGGAUUAAAACCCGAUGAUGUCGACGAGCUAACUCGUAGCACCCGAGAGCUCAUGUUAAAGGAGAUAGUAGCAUUGACUCAGAAGGCUCAAAACAGACCCAUCGCCGUACCUGCUACGAACGGCGAUGGUGUCGUGCAUGCUAGUGGAGCUGACGCUACGCUGUCAUGAGAGUGAACAACUCCCAUCAAAGCUCUACGGCACUGCAUGCAUGUUGUUUACAUGCGCGGUUCACUAGUAUAGCUUACUGCUCUCUGCUUCAUUUGCAUUGCUAUAGCUAUUACGAGAUGCCUGUCAUAGUUGGAGGCAUCACUCGGAAUACAAAGAGUGCAUACGCAUUGAUACCCCUAUAGAUUAGGUCAUAUAGGCGCAUGAUGGAUGCAUAACUAGAGACGAUGGUCUUUAGAAGACGCCAGGGGGCGCCGGCAGUGUUACCUGGAAAUACUCAUUAUAAGGUUUAUAUUUAUAAUCUUUACAUUUAGACUGAAUCGGAGCU
Messenger RNA from Daldinia loculata, 1541 nucleotides. RefSeq names its product 1-acylglycerol-3-phosphate O. The record is from RefSeq and is a predicted model, not a curated record. Gene Ontology annotation, molecular function: 1-acylglycerol-3-phosphate O-acyltransferase activity. Lineage: Eukaryota; Fungi; Ascomycota; Sordariomycetes; Xylariales; Hypoxylaceae. Gene Ontology annotation, cellular component: membrane; endoplasmic reticulum. The coding region runs from base 311 to 1216 and encodes 301 amino acids. Gene Ontology annotation, biological process: phosphatidic acid biosynthetic process. The transcript has 2 exons.